AUGUUCGCUGUGCCAACAUCAACACCCAAAAGCAAACAAACAGUCGAUCUGAUGCAUGGUAUUACGUAUUCCCUCCUUGCUUUCCAUCUAGAUCUAUCGCUCAGUAUCAAAACACUUGUGGCUACCACCACCAAGCCAUAUCAGUCCCUCAGUUCCUGUGACGGACGUGUUGCUGCCUGGCUAGAGGAUAUCAACAAAGGCUAUCCUUUUCAGCACGAUACGUCCCCCAUUUUGGCAUCAUCAGAGACGACAACUUCUGUGGGCGAUGAAUUCAAUAGGUUAGAUAUAGUAGAUAGCAGUCCAGCUAGUUCAAACUUUAAAAAGAGAAAACAAUGGGAAGCAAACAUCUUAUCCGAAGCGGAGGAGAGCUGA
Orbilia oligospora ATCC 24927 is the source of this 372-nucleotide messenger RNA. RefSeq lists its product as uncharacterized. NCBI's taxonomy places the organism in Eukaryota, Fungi, Ascomycota, Orbiliomycetes, Orbiliales, Orbiliaceae. The transcript has a single exon. Bases 1 to 372 code for a protein of 123 amino acids. The record is from RefSeq and is a predicted model, not a curated record.